Molecule: messenger RNA, 1852 nt
Organism: Solanum pennellii
Lineage: Eukaryota; Viridiplantae; Streptophyta; Magnoliopsida; Solanales; Solanaceae
Product: probable dual-specificity RNA methyltransferase RlmN
Exons: 11
Coding region: 174-1400 (408 amino acids)
Biological process (GO): tRNA methylation; rRNA base methylation
Molecular function (GO): RNA methyltransferase activity; iron-sulfur cluster binding
Source: RefSeq, a predicted model, not a curated record
AAGAUCAAGAAAUUUUGGUAAUAGUUUGGUCUCAAAUUAUAUACCUUAAAUAAGUGUUCAAGUGAGUUGACCUUUUCUCUGUCAAAGAAAGGCAAAACAAAAAAUAACACUUAAUUGGGAGCCCUUUUGUUAAUUUUCUCAGGGGUUUAUCCUCUAAAAUAUAGAGCUCUGAAAUGGCGAUGGGUCUCCUUCAGUCCGGCUGCUCAGUUUCCUUCGCACGGGCUUUACGGUCUCGCACUUUUACAACCAUCUCCAGCACGGUCACAGUACCCUCACUCAAGAAGGCUUCUCAAAUGGAGACGCGCUUCCUCCUUGGCUUGUCUGAGGAACAACUUCAGCAACUUUCCCUCGACUUUGGUCAGAAAAGUUUUAGAGGUAAACAACUAUAUCAUCUCCUCUACAAGAGAAAAGUCAAGGAAAUUCAGGAAUUUAGCCAGCUGCCAUUGGAAUUUAGGAACGAUUUAGAGGAAGCAGGAUGGAGGGUUGGGAGGUCCCCAAUUCAUAAAGCAGUCACUGCAGCUGAUGGGACCACCAAGUUGCUUAUAAAACUCGAAGACAACCGACUGGUCGAGACUGUUGGAAUUCCAGUUAAAGACAAUGAUGGUUCAUCUCGCUUGACAGCAUGUGUUUCAUCUCAGGUGGGCUGCCCGUUGCGCUGUUCGUUCUGUGCGACUGGCAAGGGAGGAUUCUCAAGGAACCUUAAGAGCCAUGAAAUCGUUGAGCAGGUCUUGGCAAUAGAAGAGCUAUUCAAGCAGAGAGUGACAAACGUUGUGUUUAUGGGUAUGGGUGAGCCAAUGUUGAACAUGAAAGAAGUCCUUGAAGCAUACCGUUGCCUGAAUAAGGAUAUUCUGAUUGGGCAAAGGAUGAUUACAAUUUCAACCGUUGGAGUUCCAAACACCAUAAAGAAGCUUGCAUCUUACAAACUUCAGUCUACGCUGGCUCUCAGCUUACAUGCUCCAAAUCAGAGUCUUCGAGAAAAGAUUGUACCAAGUGCAAAGUCCUACCCUUUGAAUGCAAUAAUGAAGGAUUGCAGGGACUACUUCCUGGAAACUAGAAGAAGGGUUUCCUUUGAAUAUACACUUCUAGCCGGAGUGAAUGAUUCCGUCAAGCAUGCAAUUGAACUGGCAGAAUUGCUUCAUGAAUGGGGUCGUGGCCAUCAUGUUAACUUAAUACCAUUCAAUCCAAUAGAUGGUUCGGAGUAUAAGCGUCCAUCCAAAAGAUCUGUUAUUGCAUUUGUCUCUGCUCUUGAAUCUCGUAAAGUAACUGCUAGUGUACGUCAAACAAGGGGACUUGAUGCAAGUGCUGCUUGUGGACAGUUGAGGAAUGAGUUUCAGAAGAGCCCUUUGCUUAGUGGAAGUAUAGAUCAGGAAUCUCAUUCUGAAGUUGCACUUGCAUCUUGAUAUCUUAAAAUUUCUGAUAGCCUUGCUGAAAUUACUUGACUUGUGUGUUUAACCGUGUUAGCAGUAAUUGAGAGCUUCUUAAAGAACAAGUCUUGUUUGGGUAAAAGUUGCUUUAAGGUGGAGCAUAAAGAGUGGUUACAUGAAGGUGGUCUCAACUCUCAUGUUUGCAUGCCUUGUGAUGUUGGUGAAAUUUGUUCUUAUAGGAGCAUGAUUGAUCAAUUUUUUGAGCUUGUUCUUAUGGGCGUUUUCCUGUCUCAAAAUGCUCCUCUGUGCUUCAGCAAUGUAAAUAUUCAGUACUUAACGAGAUGAGAAAGGUAAUUUUUGAUAGGAUAUAUGGUAGUAUUUCUUUCUCUCCAUAAAAUAUAGACCACCAUUACAAAGACACAAGUGAUUAAUACUUCACUAUCAUUACUCUUACUUGCCUAUUUAUUACCCCAUGCUUAUUCAUUCAA